AUGCCCCACAGUAGUGUAAAUUUUGAUCAGUCGCCAAAUGUUGGAUCCUCGAAAACGGGAAGAAAGCGAUCGAAAUCAAGCUCGAAAAAGCGGAAUGAAGAAAUACAACCACUCUUGAUGAAUGUUGGAAAUGAAAUGAAUAAUUUGAAGGAUGCUAGGGCUCAGUUUAAAUUGACUUGUAGCAUGGUUUUGAAUAUUCUGAUUUUUAUUUUCAACAUGUUGUUUAUGUGUUUAUUGACAAGUAUUUUGGUUUAUGUCGUUUCGCCAGUAUAUAUCAAUCAUGAUGUGCAUAAUUUUGGGAUUGGAACGAUUGAUAGUGCAAUACCAAGUAUUUCUUCAUUUAGAGCAGCUUCAAUUGAUGGAAAUGGAAAGGUUUAUCAGGGAUUUGGAAUGGGUUUCUCAUACAGUAAUACAGAGAUGCAAUCUCUAAAUAUUAGUGAUGGAAACACUGUUGCAGUAUCUUUAUUUCCUGCAUUUCAAUCAAUUUUAUUAGCGAGAGCAUUGGUGGCCAAUAGAGGUGCCAUGAGAAAUUCAUCGUGGGAUGUUACUUUGAAUAGUAUGGUCUUGAAUCAGGGACAAUCUCUAUUUCAACCAGAAUUUACUUUUACAAUAUCUAGAAAUCAAUCAAAAGGUGAUAAUGAAACUGUUUGGACUCAAUUGGAAGCAUUUGUGCAUUCGAGUCAUUACAUGUACUUUUUCCAGAAGGCCAGAACAGCUACAUGUCUUGUUAUCAUGGAAAGAUUUAUUAGAAAUAGACAAAACAUGAUGACAGUAUCAAUUUAUGGAAUUGUUGGAACUGCACUAAGCAGUACAAGUCAUGUCUAUACUGAUGGACCAUUCUUGAUCAAUAAUUAUACAUUUAUUGAUGAUGGUUCAGUUAAUUAUGCUACCAUCAAGAGAUCAAUUUCCAUGACAGCAGUACAAAUCGAUGGAACUCAUCAGGAUUUAUUUGUGGUUUCACACAAUUUCGAAACAGAUACAUGCAUGUAUCAUUCGAUUAAGAGUGCAACAGAAAUGAGUUCUAAUAAUCUUCCAUCAGGUGUUUCUUGUUACUCUGUUGAUACAACCAAUACUCAAAUGAUUGAAACUCUACAAGAUUCAGUAAUUGCUGCCACUGAGAGCCAUCUUUUCAUUUUAGGUACGGAUGGAAAGCUGAUUGCCAUUGAAGCUGUUCCUUCAUUCUCUCUAUGUGAGUCAGUUCAUUUACUCAUGUCACAAUUCCAACGAUCAAUCUGUUUCACUCCUCCAUGGAAAGUUAUUCUCUACGACUGGAUCUUUCUAUUUCCUUCGUCUUGGUACUGA
Naegleria gruberi is the source of this 1302-nucleotide messenger RNA. RefSeq lists its product as uncharacterized. The record is from RefSeq and is a predicted model, not a curated record. The coding region runs from base 1 to 1302 and encodes 433 amino acids. Lineage: Eukaryota; Heterolobosea; Eutetramitea; Acrasida; Naegleriidae. The transcript is spliced from 2 exons.